AAGCGGAGGCAAGACGGACUCUAUCCGCCCAAUCCAAUCCAAUCUAAGGCAAGUCUCCUCUCGCGGUGGGAAGGGGGUGCGAAACCGACGUACGUUAGCGCUUGCGUGCGCGUAGCAUUUAUUUAACCAAGCAAGCAACUCACCCCAAUCCAAUCUCCUCCCCCUCCCGGCCACCACAAUUUCUUCGCCUUCCUCUCCGCCGGCAAUCCCACAUCCAAUCAGCCGCCGCUCCAGCCUUCCAUCCAUCCAUCCGGUCGCUGCUCUGUGAACUCCGCCUGCGAUCCAGGAGACCAAGAGGAGGAGGAGGAGGAGCGAUGGCGAGGAGCUCGUUCAAGCUGGAGCACCCCCUCGAAAGGAGGCAAGCUGAGGCUAACCGCAUCAGGGAGAAGUACCCUGAUAGAAUCCCUGUCAUUGUUGAGAAGGCCGAGAGGAGUGACAUCCCAGACAUUGACAAGAAAAAGUACCUUGUCCCUGCUGACCUCACAGUUGGACAGUUUGUGUAUGUGGUGCGGAAGCGCAUCAAGCUCAGCGCUGAGAAGGCAAUCUUCAUCUUCGUGAAGAACACCCUCCCACCAACAGCCGCUCUGAUGUCCGCCAUCUACGAGGAGAACAAGGACGAGGACGGCUUCCUCUACAUGACCUACAGCGGCGAGAACACCUUCGGGCUGUUCUGAGUGGAAGCGCCGCCGCCGCGAUGGAUCGACAUUGGACAAUGAAACCCCCUCCUGUAAAUACUUAAUAGGCAUCUCAAGAACCCUGUGUACAUAAUCUCAAGAAUCUGUGCGUCUAGCAACUCUCUGUCUUUCGAAAGCAUCGAAGCAUACUACAAUAUGCUAAACACGUUUAAGUAAUAGUACUCAGUCAGCUCUCUGGGUUGCUUCAGAAACCCUGUUAAAAAAACCUGCUGUGUCAUCCGUGAACUUAUCGAUGUGACAAAGUAACAUGAGGGGUGCCAGCGGUGAUUCCACCCA
Messenger RNA from Sorghum bicolor (sorghum), 971 nucleotides. Its product is annotated as autophagy-related protein 8C. The coding region runs from base 315 to 674 and encodes 119 amino acids. The record is from RefSeq and is a predicted model, not a curated record. The transcript is spliced from 6 exons. Gene Ontology annotation, biological process: cellular response to nitrogen starvation. Lineage: Eukaryota; Viridiplantae; Streptophyta; Magnoliopsida; Poales; Poaceae.